AUGGCUGAUUUUUUGGAUGGAAAUUCGGUCGGUAAUAGGCGAACAUUCUUUAAUUUAGAGGAUAAUGAUGAUACUGGUUCGAAUAUUGUCGAUGAAACGGAAAAAAAGUACUUUUGUGAUGAUGAUGUUGAUUCGGAUAUUCUGCUCAGUUCGUUGACCGGUACAUCUCCUUGUAAAUUGGCAUAUGAACGUGGAUUAGAAAUUGUCGUUCUUAACCACAGAUUCAUUGAUGAAGUUGGUGAUUACAUUCGAUUUAUGUCGUUGUGUAAGCAAUUAAAAGAAAUUGAUUUGGCUUGGAAUCGGCUUACAUCAUGGGCAGAAAUUGCCGUUUUGAUGGAAAUCCCGAAUUUGCAGGUGGUAAAUCUCAGCCAUAAUCCUUUGAAAAAUUCAAUCGAUGCUGAAUUACCUUAUGCAAAUCAUUUGAAAACGCUUAUUAUUAAUGGUAUAAAUCUUCCAUUCACAACUAUUGGGCAUUUCGUGUCAAAAAUGCCAUCUCUUUAUGAAUUACAUAUUUCUGAUAAUAGCCUUCUGGGCAAUCUUUUGGAUAUUCCAGAUGGUGAUGUGAUAUCUGAGACUGUUCAAAUUGUGUAUUUUAACCGGUGUAAUAUCACUAUCUGGAACAGCGUUGUAUUAAUCAAACAGUUGUUUCCACAAAGCCAUUCGUUCUUCUUAUGCGAAAAUCCAAUAACAUCUGUUACCUUCAUUCCAGAAUUUAAACAAUUGGAUAUUUUCAAUGGUAUUUCAUUUCUGAAUAUGAAUAAAUGUCUUAUUGAUAAUUGGGCUUCCAUAGAAAGUUUAUCAGAAGUAUCAUCUUUACGAGAUCUUCGCUUGCAACAUAUUCCUUUACUGAAUAAUUAUUCAAGUAACGAAAGGAAUCAUCUUAUAAUUGGUCGUAUGCCAUUAUUGGAGACGCUAAAUGGUUCAAAAAUAACUGUGAAGGAGCGAGAAGAGUCAGAACGUUUCUUUUUGAGAUAUUAUGAUAAUUACGAGAUAAAACCGAUCGUUUAUGGCGCUUUACUUGCUCGUCAUGGCCAUAUCGAACAACUGUGUAAAGUGGAUCUCACUCCCAAAAUGCACGCUUAUGUUGUUGUGAUUUGUGAAGAAAAUGGGUACACGGGUAAUGUAAAAGUGCGGCUCUCUCAUUCGGUAUCUUGCCUGAUGCGAAUGCUAGAGAAAUUAACGAACAUACAUCAUGCUCGCAUGCGAAUUUUUUACUUAAGUGGCAAAAAUCCAUUUGCUGAAGAACUUCGCUUUCCGAACCAGAAGCUUCUUUCACUCCGCGUUGAAGAUGGUGAUAAAUUUAGUGUGCAGGUAAAAUGGUUUUGUAAAAUGUGA
Molecule: messenger RNA, 1335 nt
Organism: Dracunculus medinensis (Guinea worm)
Lineage: Eukaryota; Metazoa; Nematoda; Chromadorea; Rhabditida; Dracunculidae
Source: the annotation of a GenBank genome assembly